UUUCAGGGGACCUCUAUCAGGACACUUUUACAGUAGUAGUAAUCGAAGCUUUGAAGAGACGAUUUCCUUCCUUGGGCAUUACAAAUUUCAAGAUGGAGGUGUCUCGAAAUUUCCACAUGAACUCUAAGAAUUCAGUAACCGGGUUUCAAAUGUCCAGAACCGAAUUGACUGGCUAUGUGGUGAUCUCGUUUCUCGUGGUGUUAUGGUGCCAUUAUAAAUGGACCCGAAGGCGUUUUGAGAAUUUGGCAGCCAAAAUGACGGGACCGCCGGCCUAUCCGAUCAUAGGUUCAGGGCUCGAGUUCGUCGGCACACCCCAACAGGUCAUAGAGAGAAUAAUCGAACUUUUCGAGAUUUAUGGUACCGAGCCUUUUAGAGUAUGGUUAGGCACAUCUCUGGGCGUUACCAUCAGUAAACCCGAGGAUGUACAGAUUAUAUUGAAUAGUUCCAAGGCUUUGGCAAAAGAUUCAUUUUACAAAUUUUUCAAGAAUACAGUAGGUGAAGGCCUUUUUUCAGCCCCAGUUCAUAAAUGGCGUAGACAUCGUCGUCUUAUAACUCCAGUUUUUAAUGCAAAUCUCUUGGAUCAGUUUUUCCCCGUUUUUAACGAAAAAAACCAGAUUUUGACUAGAAAUUUUAAGAAGGAACUCGGUAAGACCGAACCGUUUGACUUAAGUGACUACAUAGCUAAUGCUACCCUUGAUAUCAUAUGUCAAACCGCAAUGGGUUACAACCUCGACACACAAUCGAAUAGUGAGUCCGAGUUCGCCGAUGCAUUAACAAAGGCAUCAGAAUUAGAUGCCAUGAGAAUUUACAAACCAUGGCUGUAUCCUGAUAUAAUAUUUUCGUUAUAUACAAGGAUCACAGGAAAACAUAAAGUGUACAAAGCAUUACACAAACUUCCAAACCAAGUAAUCAAAGAAAUGAAAAUAAAAUACGCUCAGAAGAAGUUGGAAAACAAAUGUAGUAACAUAGACGUCACCGAUAGCGAAAAGAAACGCUUAAAAGUAUUUUUGGAUACUUUAUUGGACCUGAACGAUGCUGGUGCGAACUUCACCAAUGACGAGAUUAGGGAUGAAGUUGUGACCAUGAUGAUUGGUGGCAGUGAGACCAGUGGUAUCACAGUUUGUUUUUGUCUUUUAAUGUUAGCUAUUCAUCAAGAUAUUCAAGAUAAGGUGUACGAUGAAAUCUAUCACGUGUUGGGUGAUACCGACCAAUUAAUUACCAUCGAAGACACGACUAAACUUGUUUAUUUAGAACAAUGCAUUAGAGAAACACUUCGUCUGUACCCUAUAGGACCGUUGUUGCUCAGACAACUCCAGGAUGACGUUAAGAUAUUUUCUGGUAAUCACUUGCUGCCGAAAGGAACCACUUGCAUAAUAUCUCCGAUAUGCACACAUCAUAUCUCGGAACUGUACCCGGAUCCUUGGAAGUUUAAUCCGGAUAAUUUCGAUCCUCAGAACGUGGAAAAACGUCACAAAUACAGUUUUAUCGCUUUUAGUGGUGGCCCGAGAGGGUGCAUAGGAUCCAAGUAUGCCAUGUUGUCGAUGAAAGUGAUGAUAUCUACGUUUCUGCGGAACUACAGUAUCCACACGGACGUAAAAUUAAGUGACAUUAAAUUAAAAUUAGAUUUACUGAUGAGAAGUGCUAACGGUUAUCCCGCAACUAUCCGCACAAGAGACAGAAGACCGACGUACAAACGAAAUUAGUAGUAGAUUGUAUUUAAACUUAUAAUAAUAUAAUAUGACCAUUUGUGAUAUUUAUAUAAGAUAUUAUUAUACAUUAAAAAAUGUUAAUAAAUGCAAAUAUUAUUGACGUUGCUAGUUCGUGUUAAUUAUUAACAGGUCUUAUUGUAAGAAAAGUAUUUAGUAACUAGCCAUUUUAUUUUUAUUGUCUCCACGCCAGUGGUUUCCUAUUUGUGGUCCGCAGUGGUGUAGUACUGUA
Sipha flava (yellow sugarcane aphid) is the source of this 1938-nucleotide messenger RNA. RefSeq names its product cytochrome P450 4C1-like. Gene Ontology annotation, molecular function: iron ion binding; oxidoreductase activity, acting on paired donors, with incorporation or reduction of molecular oxygen; monooxygenase activity. NCBI's taxonomy places the organism in Eukaryota, Metazoa, Arthropoda, Insecta, Hemiptera, Aphididae. Bases 93 to 1703 code for a protein of 536 amino acids. The record is from RefSeq and is a predicted model, not a curated record. The transcript has 13 exons.